CCGAGGUAUUGAUUGGUUGUACUCUUUACACCUCGGGAACGACGCCGCCAAGGCCGCGGAGCUUCGUGUGUUGCCUCAUAAAACCCCGAAGGGAGAAUAGGAGGGAUUUUUUCUCGCGUACGAGAUGGAGCUAACCUACCAAACGUUGAAAUCUACUUAUCAGGCCAAAGAGGCGGAAGAGAUGCGAUCAGAAGCCCGUCGAAAAAACCUCCUCAUUCUGAUUUUACAUUAUUUAAUGGAUGAAGGUUAUGUCGAUGCUGCAAACGCAUUGGAGCAAGAAACGAAGCUGGGCUUGCGGCGCUUUGAAGUUUGCGACAAUGUUGACCUUGAGACUAUUUUGAUGGAAUACGAAAGCUACUACUAUGUCAAAUUCCAGAAGUACCCAAAGAUUACCAAAAAAGCCUUAGACACCACAGACAACAAAUCAAGAACUGGAGGAAAACAAAAAAGGGCAACAAGCAGCACAUGUCGGAAUCUUCCUAAGAUUCACCCAGCAAGUCAGAGGCCAGUUUCGAAAAGUAUUUCUCGUAGGAUGGUCGAGCCAAAACAUUCCAGCAAGGAUAGUCCUAAAGAGGAGAGUGAAGAUGCUUUUGCCCGGGUGCCAUCUGAGUUUGGUUUAAACGUGUCCGCAAUCCAGAAAGGGAGUGGAGAAGGCGCUCAUCCUAGGAGGGGCCAAAUCAUUGAUUUUCGUGGGAUGAUUCAGGAUGCGAUCAAAGGAGCAUCAAAUGAAAUUGCCGUGAACAGCCUUAACUGCAAUCCAGAUCCUUCAGAACGGUUAUUAAAGCCUCUGGGCGCCUUUAUUGGGAUGACUGGUGAAAUGAGAGAACUUGCGACGGUUGUGAGCAGGGAUAUCUACCUCCACAACCCGAAUGUAAAGUGGGGCGAUAUCAUUGGCCUCGAUGCAGCCAAGCGGUUGGUCAAGGAAGCUGUUGUGUACCCAAUCAGGUAUCCACAACUGUUUACUGGCAUCCUCUCUCCAUGGAAAGGACUAUUGCUCUAUGGGCCCCCAGGUACUGGGAAGACUUUGCUAGCCAAAGCUGUUGCCACUGAAUGCAACACAACCUUCUUCAACAUCUCGGCAUCCACCAUCGUCAGCAAAUGGAGGGGGGAUUCAGAAAAGCUUGUGAAAGUGUUAUUUGAACUUGCCCGCUACCACGCCCCCUCCACGAUCUUCCUGGAUGAGCUGGAGUCCGUCAUGAGCCAACGAGGCACAGCCCUAGGCGGUGAACACGAAGGAAGCCGGAGGAUGAAAACGGAAUUACUGGUGCAGAUGGAUGGCCUUGCCCGGUCAGAUGAUCUUGUCUUUGUUUUAGCGGCUUCCAACCUGCCCUGGGAACUGGAUUACGCAAUGCUGCGCCGGCUCGAGAAGAGGAUUCUGGUGGACCUCCCGAAUAAAGAGGCAAGGCAGGCGAUGGUCCAGCACUGGCUUCCUUCCGUGAGCAACAGCGGCGGAGUAGAACUGAGGACGGAGCUAGACUACAGCUUACUCAGUCAGGAGAUGGAAGGAUACUCUGGUUCCGACAUCAAGUUGGUCUGCAAAGAAGCUGCUAUGCGCCCCGUGAGAAAGAUCUUCACUGCUCUUGAAAAUCAUCAGCCAGACAGCGGGAGCUUACCUGUAAUUGAACUGGACACAGUCACCACUGAAGACUUCCUGGAUGUGAUCACUCACACGAAGCCCUCUGCUAAGAACUUGAGCCAAAAAUACACCGAGUGGCAAAAAGAAUUUGAGUCCGUCUGAACUCCACCCCCUAACAAGUCAAGAUUUCAACCAUCCAGAUCCCAACGAAUUUCUGGGAGCCAGAGACUGAAUACUUAACAUUAAAAUGGAUAUUAUUUUUCCUUUCUAAGAGAAACAGAACAAUCCAUUCUCAAAGGUGCACGCUAAUAUUUUCUUUUAAAGAACUGAGAAGGGGCUUGGCGGUUGUUUGCUAUCGAGCCCCUCUUCCCUCCCCUGCCUUUACUAAUAGGCAAUGGGAAACAUUUUUGCACAUUUAUGCCUGAAAUCCAUUUAAUUGUAAUAUCCUCUUACAUGCACCGCCUGACAUACACAUAUCCCUGCGCUGACACCUAGGAUCCACAGCACACUGGCACCACAAGUAUUUUGCUGCUGGCGCUCCCCUCUUCAGAGGAACAAGGACAAUAUUCGCAAUACCAGAAGAGGUGGUGGUUAGUUGGACUUCUCAGCGAUCCUUGUAUUAAAAGCAACAGGUGUUGAGCAGGACUUGCAACGAUGAAGAAUAAACUACUGGUCCUCUUUGAGGGAUGCAUUCCUGGA
This is a messenger RNA of Podarcis raffonei (Aeolian wall lizard), 2275 nucleotides long. RefSeq names its product katanin catalytic subunit A1 like 2 (gene KATNAL2). The record is from RefSeq and is a predicted model, not a curated record. Gene Ontology annotation, molecular function: protein binding; ATP hydrolysis activity; ATP binding. The transcript has 16 exons. Lineage: Eukaryota; Metazoa; Chordata; Lepidosauria; Squamata; Lacertidae. Bases 125 to 1738 code for a protein of 537 amino acids.